AUGAAAAACCAAACCUUUCUGACAGAAUUCAUUCUGCUGGGACUAUCAGACAUCCCGGAGAUCCAACUUGUAAUCUUUAUAUUUCUCUUCCUCACCUACGUAUUCAGCAUCAUUGGAAACCUGACAAUCAUCACCCUUACUCUACUGGAUUCCCACCUCCAGACUCCCAUGUAUUUCUUCCUCCGGAAUUUCUCCUUCUUAGAAAUUUCCUUUACAACCACUUUUACUCCCAGGCUGCUGUUCAGCAUCACAACUGGAAACAAGAGCAUCAGCUUUGCUGGCUGCUUCACUCAGUAUUUCUUUGCCAUCUUCUUCGGAGCCACAGAGUUUUACCUUCUGGCUGCCAUGUCCUUUGACCGCUAUGUGGCCAUAUGCAAACCCCUGCAUUACAUGACCAUUAUGAGCAGCACAGUCUGCAUCCAGCUGGUCCUCUGCUCUUGGUUGGCUGGAUUCCUAAUCAUCAUAUCCCCAAUCAUCCUGACCAGUCAGCUGGAUUUCUGUGCCUCCAACAUGCUGAAUCAUUAUUACUGUGACUAUGGACCCCUCCUAGAAAUAUCUUGCUCAGACACAAGAUUCCUGGAGCUGGUUGACUUUAUCUUAGCAGUUGUGACCUUGGUGGUCACUCUGGUGCUGGUGAUUCUCUCCUACACAAACAUCAUCUGGACCAUUCUCAAGAUCCCCUCAGCUCAGCAAAGGAAAAAGGCUUUUUCCACGUGUUCUUCCCACAUGAUUGUCAUCUCCCUCUCUUAUGGCAGCUGCAUCUUCAUGUACAUAAAACCCUCAGCUAAAGAAGGAGUUGCCUUCAAUAAGGGGGUAGCUGUGCUCAAUACUUCGGUUGCUCCUUUAUUGAACCCAUUCAUUUACACCUUAAGGAACAAACAAGUAAAACAAGCCUUCAAGGAUGUGACCAGAAAAAUAAGUAGUAUCAGCAGGUCCAGUGUUGAGCCAGCCUCCACUCCCACCUGGAGGUGGUGUCAUUUGAAGCUACAUUCUACUUUCUUCCACCCUUUCUGUCAUUGGGGUCCAAGGGGAACUGAAACUCCACACCCACCUGAGAGCAACAAGACUGAAUGA
This is a messenger RNA of Herpailurus yagouaroundi (jaguarundi), 1074 nucleotides long. Its product is annotated as olfactory receptor 6C4-like. Gene Ontology annotation, biological process: G protein-coupled receptor signaling pathway. The coding region runs from base 1 to 1074 and encodes 357 amino acids. Gene Ontology annotation, cellular component: membrane. The transcript is spliced from 2 exons. Gene Ontology annotation, molecular function: G protein-coupled receptor activity; olfactory receptor activity. Lineage: Eukaryota; Metazoa; Chordata; Mammalia; Carnivora; Felidae. The record is from RefSeq and is a predicted model, not a curated record.